Messenger RNA from Carica papaya (papaya), 2559 nucleotides. Its product is annotated as P-loop containing nucleoside triphosphate hydrolases superfamily protein. Gene Ontology annotation, biological process: microtubule-based movement. Gene Ontology annotation, molecular function: microtubule binding; ATP hydrolysis activity; ATP binding. Lineage: Eukaryota; Viridiplantae; Streptophyta; Magnoliopsida; Brassicales; Caricaceae. The record is from RefSeq and is a predicted model, not a curated record. Gene Ontology annotation, cellular component: kinesin complex; microtubule.
GGGGAAAAUUGGUACAUUUGUUCAGGUUACUGUUUUGGAGAUUUACAAUGAGGAGAUUUAUGAUCUUUUGUCAAGUAACAAUGGGGGUGGAUUUGGUUUUGGGUGGUCGAAGGGUGGUAGUGGAUCUAAGGUGAGGCUUGAAGUAAUGGGAAAGAAAGCAAAAAAUGCAACCUUCAUAUCUGGAACUGAAGCUGGCAGAAUUUCCAAAGAGAUUCAGAAAGUGGAGAAGCGGAGAAUAGUUAAGAGCACACUUUGUAAUGAGAGAAGUUCUCGAAGCCACUGCAUGAUAAUCCUUGAUGUGCCAACAGUGGGGGGGAGACUGAUGCUUGUGGAUAUGGCUGGUUCUGAAAAUAUUGAGCAAGCAGGUCAAAAUGGAUUUGAGGCAAAGAUGCAGACAGCAAAGAUUAAUCAAGGGAAUAUUGCAUUGAAAAGAGUGGUGGAAUCCAUUGCAAAUGGAGAUUCUCAUGUGCCCUUCAGAGAUAGCAAGUUGACCAUGUUGCUCCAGGAUUCGUUUGAGGAUGACAAGUCAAAAAUAUUGAUGAUACUCUGUGCAAGCCCAGACCCCAAGGAAAUACACAAAACAAUCUGCACCCUUGAAUAUGGAGCAAAAGCCAAAUGUAUUGUCCGUGGCCCUCACACGCCCAUUAAAGAUAAGAAUGGCAUAGAAGAUUCUUCAUCGGCUGUUAUUUUGGGAUCUAGGGUAGCAGCAAUGGAUCAGUUUAUUUAUAAGUUGCAAAUGGAGAACAAGCUCAGAGAAAAAGACUGUAAUGAGGCACACAAGAAGCUCAUGAAGAAAGAAGAAGAGGUUGCCGCACUGAGAGAACUUCUGGAAGAAAAAGGAUCUGGUUCAUGUGAAGAGGAAAUCAACUUGAAGGUGAAUGAACGAACAAAGAUCCUGAAACUUGAAUUGGAAAGGAAAUUGGAGGAGUGUCAGAGAAUGGCUGAAGAAUUUGUUGAAUUGGAGAGGAGAAGAAUGGAAGAGAGGAUAUUGCAACAACAAGAGGAAGUUGAGAUGUUGAGGAGACGGUUAGAGGAAAUCGAGUUAGAAUUCCGUCGCUCAAAGGAUGGAAAUGUUGAUGAUAGUACAUCCAAGUCCUUGGAUGGAUGUGGCUUUGCUAAAAGGCUCUUGGGUAUCUAUGCUGAUGAGGAUCCAGGCAUGGUAAAGUCAAUGGACCUAGACAUGGGUGAUCAAGAGCCGUUUGUUCGUGAUGUGAGACAUGUAGAUGCAGCUGUUUCUCAUCAACAUGAUAACAAUGGCAUACAAGGUCUUGCGGAUUUUCCUCAUUUAAAUCCUUUCAGUGAGGUUCAAGAUGGUUUUGGACCAAGGUUUGGUGAUAGAGUCUGUUUGAGCACUGUCUUUGAGGAAGAAGAAGCAGAAGAGGAGGAUAACAAAGGGAGUGUUGAAGAUGAAGCAGUAGAAAAAGUGAUAAUAGAGGAUAAAAGGAUUUAUUCAAGUCCCGUUUCAGGUAAAGAAAAUUGUUUCUGGGAUAGAUCAGAUGACAUGGAUCCAGCUUCAUUUAGAAGACUAAGAAUCCAGAACAUAUUUACUCUUUGUGGGAACAACAGGGAACUCUUACAACAGCUGAGCACCGCAACACCUGCCAAAAAGAGAUCCGAAGCCACUGAUCUUCAAUCAUCUCCAGUUGUCAAUACCAGGGACCAAAAUAUUGUGAAGUCUAUGAACAAUGAAUGUGGACAAACUCUAUAUGAUGGAAUGGAAUUGGCAUCAAAAGAGAAUCAUAACCCUUUCAGUGAUAGCACAGACAUGCAGCUAGAAGUAUAUGUGAAAUGGGAAGCAUCAAGAGAAAACCCGGGAAAGUUUAUUACAACUCUGAAGGUUGUAAAAGAUGCAACACUUGCUGACUUGAGGAAACUGAUUGAAAUUUAUCUUGGUGCCGAUAAUCAAGCAUUCACUUUUCUUGUGCUUGGGGACCCUACUGGAGCUCCAGUCCCUAAAGAACAGGAAGCAAGAGUUCAGGCCCUUAAACUUCCUCUCUGCAACACUCACUCCCGUCUUGCUUGCUUGCGACCAGCAAAGGAGGGGGUCCAAUGCCCAAGUCAUGUUCCUCCGAGCAGUCCACUUCCACUAACUCCAGUGGAAAACAAACUACCACUCACCCUAAGUCAUGUUCCUCUGAGCAGUCCACUUCCACUAACUCCAGUGGAAAACAAACUACCACUCACCCCAAGUCAUUGCCUUCUUAAAUCAAGGUGAUAUUUUGGCACUGAAGGUGUAUCCCCUACUUCUACUUCUACUUUCAUAAUUGCUGUUAGGAGACAAUGGUUAUCAACUGUUUCUUCUACUUGCAUAAUUGCUGUUAGGAGACAAUGGUUAUCAACUGUUUCCAAGUGUUGAAUGAAAUAUACUGCCAGUAUAUCAAUAUGUACUCUCAUAGAAUGUGAUUUUUGUGGAUAUUGUGGGGCUAAGACCAAUAUUUGUGUUACUUAUUGUGUAAAGUAUAUCUUCUUCCUUUUAGUUGUGAAUCAAUGUCUCUUCAAAUUUCAUUCCUAUUUAUAUUUUUCUCUCCUUUGCAAGCUUUGAGACGAUGGUUAUCAACU